AUGUUCCGCACCGUCAGACGGCCAGCGCGCCUUCUGGCGGGGCACACCAUCAAUAGCGUCCUUGCCCACAUCGCCGCCGGCAAUCAGCCACGGCUCGACGGAGGCGCGCCGCUCCCUCCUCCACCGGCCCUCCCUCCCCCUCCUCCACCAGCCGGACGCCACCGCUACCUUGGCGGUGGCUCCGGCUCGUCCUCGCGCGCGCCCCGCCGGCUCAUCAAAGAUGAGCCGGGUUCAUCCUCGGCCGGAGCACGGCGGCCGAAGUCGGAGCCGGAGGAGUUGGCGCUUCCUCCGGAGUACGAGAGCGCCACCAUCGACCACCGCGGCGACUCCGACCCGAAGGAGUUCCCGGAUCAGCGCGCCGCCGAGCGCGCUAGCAGGGAGGAGGCGGAGCGGCAGGCAGAGGAGCGGCGCCGGCUCCUCUGCUACGCGUCCGAGGCCAAGGUCGAGGCAUGGCAGGCGGCCGAGGCGGCCAAGGAGGAGGCGAAGAAGGUGGCGCCGGCACUCGUGCCGGUGAAGCAGGAGCCGGGUUUCAUCUCAUCGGCUUCGACGAUGACUUCGGCUUCAACUUCGACACUAGCGACAACGACGGCGACUCGUGGAUGA
This is a messenger RNA of Brachypodium distachyon (stiff brome), 603 nucleotides long. RefSeq names its product protein VASP homolog. The transcript has a single exon. The record is from RefSeq and is a predicted model, not a curated record. The coding region runs from base 1 to 603 and encodes 200 amino acids. Lineage: Eukaryota; Viridiplantae; Streptophyta; Magnoliopsida; Poales; Poaceae.